GUUAGGUUGGUAUUAAUUAAUCAAACAUUUUCAAACACGUGGUGGCGCUAGUGUCUUGUGUAAUGUCAAUCGUCGUGGAUGUGGAGUGUUUUGUGUUGUGAGUGAACGGUGAAUGUGAAAUUUAUUGUAAUCUUUCGUUGUUAUGUGGUUAUGUGGAUCAUUAGAUAAGUCACUGUGAAAUCUGUGGUUGGCCGUGGUGUUGGCCCGGCGAUUGGAAUGGUUCCUGAGUGUUCGUGUUUACUUGUUGAUUAGUGCGGUUGAGGCGAGCGAGGCACCAGCACCAUGGGGAAGCUGCUGUCGAAGAUCUUCGGCAACAAGGAGAUGCGGAUACUGAUGCUCGGCCUCGACGCCGCCGGCAAGACUACUAUUUUAUAUAAACUUAAACUAGGCCAGUCAGUCACAACGAUCCCCACCGUCGGCUUUAACGUGGAGACCGUCACGUAUAAGAACGUCAAAUUCAACGUGUGGGACGUCGGGGGGCAGGACAAGAUACGACCACUGUGGAGGCAUUAUUACACAGGCACCCAAGGCCUAAUAUUCGUGGUGGACUGCGCGGACCGCGACCGCAUCGACGAGGCGCGGCAGGAGCUGCACCGCAUCAUCAACGACCGCGAGAUGCGCGACGCCAUCAUACUCAUAUUCGCUAAUAAGCAGGACCUGCCUGACGCGAUGAAACCGCACGAGAUCCAAGAGAAGCUCGGGCUGACGCGCAUCCGGGACCGCAACUGGUACGUGCAGCCGUCGUGCGCCACCUCCGGCGACGGGCUCUACGAGGGGCUGACGUGGCUCACCAGCAACCACAAGUUAUGAGCUGCGGAGUAGGCGGGUCGCGCCGCCAGAAUGCACCACGGUGAGGAUAACGAUGCCAUUUAAGUUAAGUAAGCUGCGCCUGCGACGGUUAUAGUAAUAUUGAUGUGAACCAGUGUCCAGUGCCGCGCAACAGUGCUCAGACUAGAACAUUCGCGAGUGUCACACAAACAAACACUAUCUCAGUUACAUAGUUACAGUGAACAAGCUUAUUGUCACACCAACGAGAAAUCAAUUCCAUUAUUUAAAUUAGAAGGUUCGUUGUAUCGAAAUGUUUGAUUAUGAUUUUUUAUGUUAUUUAAAAAUGCUGAUUACUUAGAGAGUAAAUGAUUUUUUUUAUAAUUAAUUUAAUGUUUACCUCCAUUGUAUGAUAAUAGGGUAGAAAUUUGAAGUUUUUAAUACAAUUUAUAGUAAUAUAGCGAGACUCGAGGAGUGGUAUGUGUGAAUGCAAUAUAGUAAUUGUAAUAAGUUAUAGGUAACGCACGCCCAUGCAUAGCUCAACCGAGCAUCGAUAACCGUUGGUUCUUGUAAACAUGUACAUAAUUAACCUCUAUGUAUGUACAUAACGUUUAUUUGUGGCAAUAGGACCCUGCGCUAAUGCUAGCAUAGUAUCCUUACCUAUUGUGACUAAUUUCCUCCUAAUUGCCAUCCUUCCUAAUUGUAAUCCAAAACGUAAAUAUUAUAUAAAUGUGCAGAAACCGUUGUCCACGAUAAACCUAAUUAAAUUUAUAGAAUAUUAUUAGGAUCCAUUAGAUGUUGAUUGUUUUAUGCGACAAGAGAAAAUGGGUUCAAACAGCGUUAGCUUUACAAAAUAUAUAGCUUUCAGCUUUAGAUGUGGUACUGAGUGAUGGGAUGAGAAUGAUAUUGGGACCAUCUCAUUUUGUUAAGGUUAUUUGAGCUACAGCCGUACCGCUAGAUGCCGAUAAAGCAAACUGCAAAAACUCUGUUUUCAUAACGAUUAUUGUAAGGUUACUGCAGUUUGCGGUUCAACGCCUCUAGUGGCAUAAGUCUGUACUAACGUAUUAUGAUUAUUGUUUUCAGUUUUUGUCGAAAAGUAAUUCUUGCCUUAUUUUCGAUGUGAACCGUACAUUUUAAAUUGAAUCAAUCACGGAAGGGCAACGCUGGUGUUGUCUCCUGCGAUUGUGACUGAACAAAAACGAAAUAUUUUCCUACUCAUUUAUUAAUUGUAACUUCUUUUCAUUUGUGAUAUUUUGUUUCUGUUACAUUUAUUCAAUAGGAAUCAAUAUUUUUUGUCUAUUUACUAUAUAUUUUAUCUUAUCAGCGCCUUAAAAGAUGUGUAAUGUUGCUUUGAAUUUGAUUUAUAUACGGACAUGUGUCUUAAAAUGAAUUGGAGAUUAGGUAUGUAAAAUGUAAAAAGCUAGUAUAAUAUUUCAAAUUCACGUUAGAAAUACCUACAGAUGAAUUUGAAAAGUUAUGUAAGUUUAUAAAUGUCAAUUUGGUGUGAAACGAGUAUUGAGUACGCCUGGCUAUCAUGAUAAAGCAUACUUAAAUUAAUACCUUUUUAUUAAUUACUAUGAAUCACAAACAAAAAGGCAUGACAAUAUUAUAGAAGUGUAUGUAAUGUAUGCCAAGAGGCAAAUUCCACGGUUGCAAAAUUUAAGUGCAAUUAAUUUUUACUAGAAAUUUUCUGCACGCGAGAUGUAAAAAUGAUUUUUAUAAUUUAUUUUUGAAAUUAUUAUUUCGCCUUAAAAGAGUAUUGGUUUGUUUUUGUAUAGUGUAUUUGUUUAUGGGAACGUGUGGGAAAUGAUUACAGUCAGCUGUAUAAUAUUGUAGAAAAGUUAUUCAAUAUAAAUUCACACUAUAAA
Molecule: messenger RNA, 2633 nt
Organism: Plutella xylostella (diamondback moth)
Lineage: Eukaryota; Metazoa; Arthropoda; Insecta; Lepidoptera; Plutellidae
Gene: Arf51F
Product: ADP-ribosylation factor 6
Molecular function (GO): GTP binding; GTPase activity
Source: RefSeq, a predicted model, not a curated record